Monodelphis domestica (gray short-tailed opossum) is the source of this 5557-nucleotide messenger RNA. The record is from RefSeq and is a predicted model, not a curated record. NCBI's taxonomy places the organism in Eukaryota, Metazoa, Chordata, Mammalia, Didelphimorphia, Didelphidae.
GUACACACUGGGGAAACGACCAGCAUUAAAAGAGCCAGCUACGCCUUUAAAUGGGCUUAGUUUUCGGCAUUUCGACCCAGGCAAGCACCAAACCCCGGAAUAGACAGCCUGGCUUGUCCAUGUCAGAAGUUAGAGAGGAGUAGUUCUCAUUUUGAGACAGAAGAGAGAGAAAGAGAGAAAGAGAGAGAGAGAGAGAGAGCCACAUCCUCUAGGAAAUCAGACUCCUUAGAACCAUGAAGAGUGUGGCCAAACCCUGGAACGCAUCCAUAAAGCAAGGGACCCACGGUGUUGAGCGGGGACGCCCCCUCCCUUCAACUACAUCUGGAAUGAAGACUUCCAAGUCUUCGACAUCACUUUCCUUCGAAUCUAGACUCAGCAAGCUAAAGAGGGCCAGUAGUGAUGACAUGCUCAGCAAACCGGGCAAUACCACAUCAUCUGGAGUUGCCAGGCUGAAGAAGACUGUAACGGCUGGAGCCAUCUCGGAGCUUUCGGAGAAUCGCUUGAAGAGCUGCGUAGGUACCAUUUCAUCCACCAAGCGGACGGGGAUUCCAGCUCCUCGAGAACUUUCUGCACCUACCUCGAGAGAGAGAAUCGCCCUGAGAGGUCCGUCCAGUGCAAAGAAGCCAAUCCCCAGUCCGAUAUCUUCCAGUACCCCCACUCCUACCAAGCACUUAAGAGGCAACAAUAAAUCCAAGUUAGAGAAUGAUGCCGGGGACAAGGCAAUGCUGGAAUCCCAGGUCCGGGAACUCCUGGCCGAAGCUAAAACAAAAGAUUUCGAAAUCAGCAAGCUCCGGAGUGAACUCAAGAAAUUCAAAGAGAAAGGGUCCCCGAAUGCUACAGAAGGAACUGAUGCUCUUGGCCAAAAUGGGGAUGAACUACAGUCUUCCCCUGCAGAUCUGGAUCCUUUGAUAAGAACUCUUCAGGAGAAGAAGAAUUUCGAAAAGGAGCUUGUAGAUCUCGGGGAAGAAAACCGGGUGCUGAAAGAGAAACUGGCUUAUAUGGAACAUUCGCCCAGCUCGGAGGCCGCCAUGAGCAACGAUGGGGGCAGCAGCCUGCCCACGCCGACAACUCAAGAGUCAAGCUUUGGAAGCCCAACGAGAAACCAGCUGUCAGGGGAAGCAGAGGAGUAUAAACAGAGUAUGACCGGGAAUACCCUACGGACAUCUGGGUCCUCGAGCAGCGAUGUGACGAAGGCUUCUCUGUCCCCGGAUGCUUCUGAUUUCGAGCACAUAGUGGAGGCUCCUUCCCGGCCCUUGUCCUCUGGCAGCAUCACCUUCAAGAGCCCCCGGUGCUCCACUGGAGGCAGCUCCCCCAACAACAUCAGUGAGCUAUCUGUAGCUUCCCUCACGGAGAAAAUCCAGAAGAUGGAAGAGAACCAUCAUAGCACCACCGAAGAGCUCCAGGCCACCUUGCAAGAGCUGUCAGACCAGCAGCAGAUGGUCCAAGAGCUGACGGCCGAGAAUGAGAAGCUGGCCGAUGAGAAGACCCUGUUGGAGACAUCCUUCCACCAGCACAGAGAGCGGGCUGAGCAGCUGAGCCAGGAGAACGAGAAGCUGAUGAACCUCCUGCAGGAGCGAGAGCAGGAAGAAGAGGCCAGCGCCCAGGACAGCAGCAAAGUCAAGGAGCUGGAGCAGAGGUGCAGUGAGAUCCUAGAGAACGCCCAGUUCGAGAGGGAGAAGCUUCUCAACAUCCAGCAGCAGCUGACCUGCAGCCUGCGGAAGAUUGAGGGCGAGAACCAGGGAGCCGCUGAGAUGAUCAAGUGUCUGAAGGAGGAGAACCAGCAGCUGAAUGGGCUUCUGGACCGGGAGCGGCACAACAACAGCCUGGCCACCCAGGCUCUGGAGGACUGCCGGGUCAGCCUGGAGGGGCUCAAGAUCGAGAAUGCCUCCCUGAAGGCCCAGCUGGAGAGCGAGAAGCAGAAGGUGGCGGAGAUGAGUGCCCAGGGCCACAUGAGGGAUAGCUCCGAGGUGCAGGACAAGCUCAAGGUGGCCCGGGCCGAGAAGGACCAGCUGGAGCUGUCCUGCAUCGAACUCAAGCAAGAACUGCUGAAGGCCAACAGUGAGAUCCAGCACAUUCAGAAUAUGCUCAGCAAGGUGGAGAAGGAAUGUGGUUACCUAAAAGAAAUAUGUGACCAACAGACAGAACAGCUGAAUCAGACCAGCCUGCAGUUUCAAGAGAAAACCUCAGAGAGUGACGCCGAGAUCAAGGACAUGAAGGAGACCAUCUUUGAGCUCGAAGACCAGGUGGAGCAGCACCGAGCAGUUAAAUUGCACAAUAACCAGCUAAUAAGUGAACUUGAAAGCAAUGUGAUGAAGCUCGAGGAACAGAAGCUGGACCUGGAGCGGCAGCUGAAGACCCUAACAAAGCAGAUAAAGGAGGAGACAGAAGAAUGGAGGCGAUUCCAAGCUGACCUUCAGACUGCGGUGGUGGUGGCCAAUGAUAUCAAGUGUGAGGCCCAACAGGAGCUCCGUACGGUCAAGCGGAAGUUACUAGAAGAAGAAGAGAAGAAUGCCAAACUCCAGAAAGAAUUGGGGGCCGUUCAGGGCAACAGCAGAUCUGUAAAUGAAGAGCCAGAUUCUUCCGAAAUGGAUGGCCCCAGCCGGUGGCAAGGGAUCUGUGUGAGCAGAACUUCCCCAACACCUUCAGAGUCAGCAGCUACUGUUAAGUCGCUGAUCAAGUCAUUUGACCUUGGAUGCUCAGGUGGCCCUGGGCAGAGUGUCUCAGUGCACAAGACCCCCAGGAGUCCCCUGAGUGGAAUUCCAGUGAGGACAGCACCAGCGGCCGCAGUCUCCCCCAUACAGCGACACUCGACCUACAGCAGCCUCAGGCCGGCCGGCAAAGGCAUGACGAAGCUCUCGGACCUGCCAGACCUUCCGCUCACAGACAUCCUAAAGGGAAGAAAUGAGGACCUGAAGCCCGACCACUACCUCCGUAAGAGCCCCUCGCUCGAGUCCCUGAGCAGGCCCCCUUCACUGGGCUUCAGUCAUGCCAGGCUGCUGACCCCUACCCCAGGGGGCUUGAAACCACAGAGCAAACUCAGUGUGGAAAGGAAGGAUCCACUGGCUGCCUUGGCCCGGGAAUAUGGCGGCUCUAAGCGGAAUGCAUUGCUGAAAUGGUGUCAGAAGAAGACAGAGGGCUAUCCGAACAUCGAUAUCACCAAUUUCAGCAGCAGCUGGAGCGACGGCCUGGCCUUCUGCGCUCUCCUCCACACCUACCUGCCGGCGCACAUUCCCUACCAGGAGCUGAACAGCCAGGAGAAAAAAAGAAAUCUCUUAUUGGCGUUCCAAGCUGCAGAAAGUGUCGGCAUCACCCCCAGCCUGGAACUCAGUGAAAUGCUGUACACAGACCGGCCUGACUGGCAGAGCGUGAUGCAGUAUGUGGCCCAGAUCUACAAGUACUUUGAGACCUAAACCCUGUGGAAGAAGAUGGAGGAGGAAGAGGAGGAGAGACAGAAGAAAAGGGAAUGCCACAGAAGCACUUGACCACUUUACGGAGGAAACAAAAAGAAAAGAAUUCUCCAUCCUAUUCCACCAGCCAGCCAAGGCUCCCAAUUCUGAAGCAAGACUUAUUGUGGUCCAGAAUGAACUACAGAGAAAGUGAGAUAGUGGCCAAAUAUGGAAACCCAUCCAAGGCCUACCAUAGGCAUGCGUGCAUGUGCGCGCGUGCACGCACACGCACACACACACACACACACACACACACACACACAUAUCAACCAAGGAGCUAUGGCCACAUCUAAGCCAGAGAAGGUUUUCUGUUCCAUGAGAAGUGUCUAAAGGGAAUAACUUUAUUCUAGAUAUCAGAGUUCUCCUCUGGGACCAAGAUGCAUUCUAACUGAACAAGCCAAGCUCCACUUUCUAAAUUCUACACUCCAUACAUGGUCUUUGGCCUGCUAUCUGCAGAGAUGACAGAUGGUCCCCACGGCAGCCUGAAAGUUUUUUGUUCCAUCAGUUCUCAGAUUCGUACCCCAUUCCCACAACCCCCCCCCCAAAAUAAACACAAUAAUUUUUGGAAGGACCCUACGCUUUCCAACACUAAACUCUCUCCUUGGUUUCCACUCACCCUGCCCCUCACCCCCUCCAAAAAUGCUGGAACAUACUUUCUUUCACAUAGGAAAGAGGCCCCCCAAGUUCCAGAGGCAGAUGUGACAGGGCGUGGAAGCUCCCACCCUCCAGUGCCAUGCUCAGAUGUUGUGGAUGGUAUAUUUUGGCCUCUGUAUAGCUUGAGAAAAUGGCAUCCUUUCCAUGGCAGAUAAACAGACAGAUGGGCUAACUGGCCAUGUCCUUGGACAAGCCCCCUUGGAGGGAGUUUAUCCCUCUAUGGGAGAGCCUCUGGCCUCUCCUGAUCACUGACCCUCUCCUAGGGCUGCUGCUGAGGUGGAUAAACAGUUGUGGCCCUCUAAUCAGACACACAUGCCCCAUACUGACCCACACACAUACACACGCACGCACACACAUGCACACUCACGUGUGGCCCCUUCUGUGGGCACAGCAGUGAAACAGAGGGGCACACACCAUGAGUGUGAAGCUGCUCAGGUCUCCCUCCCUGAUGGGUUUGUGCCUCCAGUGACCAUGGACAGAUAGCUAGCUCGUGGUUGUUUCCAAGGGAAACUGGGCCAGUUGCAACUGAACCCAAAAUCCCAGCCAGACUCUAGAAAUGUUAUAAUUUCCUAAAGUAUCCCCCCUAUCCUGGGCAAAAUGAAACUGGGGGGGGGGAAGUGGGGUAAGGGGUUUAUUGGGGGGGGGACAGAGCUGCUGGCUUCAUUUCUAUUAGAACUAAAGAAAGGAGCCACAUUCUUUAGGUGGUUCCUCAGAUGGAGUCAAGGCCUUCAUCAAAGAGUCAUUGCUGAAAUGCUAGGAACUGGGGGCUCUUGGGAGAUGUCGAGUGGCAUGCUGGGAACGGCGCUGAUUCCACUGAGAAAUUCAGGAGGAUGUGCGACUAGUAAAGACCAAGCUCGGGUGAUGGUCAGUCUAAACGAUGUUUCCCCCUCUUCCAUUUGGUGUUUAGAGUGUUGACAUGCCUGCCAUCAGGGAAAGGGGAGGGGGCUGCUUUAGGGCUGACAGUGAGGUGCCCAUGAAGCUCACGGUGUGGAUUUGGGCCCCUAUUAGCUAUUUUAUCCUGCGAUUAGGAAGUUCUAUUCUACUCGCCCCAGAGCUUUAACGACCAGCAUUGCGACCUAGAAACAAAGCCACGCGCCCUCCAUCCAACUACACUGACAUGAAAGAGACCCCAGGAUGCUGAUCCCGUGGGAGGAAGAACUCCCCAGGAUGCCGUCCUGUCGGGCUCGGGAUGGAUGUAGAAAACAUAAGAUAGCAGCCCAAGUGGGAAUGGGGGGGGGGGCAGGAAGGGGAAGAGAGACUCCAGGGCACUGGGUGGCAGCUGCACGAUGGUUUGGGAAGCCGGGGGAGAGGUCCCCUGACCUUGGAAAGGUAAUUAGAGAAGUGUGCCUUCUGCUCACUUCCUAGUCUCACCAGUUUCACUGGUUAGCUAACCAAUGUCAAUUGCUGUCAAAGGAGUAAACACGCUCAUCGAAAUAUAAAUGUAUUGAGUUUGAAAA